Molecule: messenger RNA, 1998 nt
Organism: Penicillium griseofulvum
Lineage: Eukaryota; Fungi; Ascomycota; Eurotiomycetes; Eurotiales; Aspergillaceae
Exons: 6
Coding region: 1-1998 (665 amino acids)
Biological process (GO): DNA repair
Molecular function (GO): metal ion binding; DNA binding
Source: RefSeq, a predicted model, not a curated record
AUGUCGCGGAGGACGCUGGGUGGAGGUCGUGUUCUGGGCAACCCGAGUGCUCUCUCAUCUCCGUCCCCGCAGCCGAAGCCACGGGUGCUCUCGCCAACCGCCAGCAGCGUUUCACUUAAUUCACAGGCAUCUGUAUCACAGUUCUCGACAGAAACUCAAGAUCUCACUUCACGCAUCUCAAUAGAUAAUGGCGAUACUUCGAUAUCUGCCGCCCCGGCUGCUUCGGGGUCAAAGCUCUCCUGUCCGAUCUGCAGUGAGGAGAUGAUGACUUUGCUGCAGUUAAAUAGACAUCUCGACGACAUCCAUCAGAACCUGGAAGAUAUCCGACAAGAUGAAGUCAAAGACUGGUUCAAGGUCCAAAUGGAAAAGGCAAGGAAGUUCCAGCCUCUGGCAGUCCUAAACCAAAAGUUGAAAGGCCUGGAUGUGUUCGAAUCAAACGAGAACCAGGGCGCACUCCUUCCCAGCCGCCCACUAGCAUCUGCAGGCACUCCCGAACCUCCGAAACUAUUAGACCCCGAGGAUCUCAUCACAAAAGAGCACUGGCAAACAAGUUGCAUAUACGACGAGUGCCUAGAACCAUCAUGUGGGAAACGAUUGAAUGCCACCAACGGCUGCGUAAACUGUCGGAGUUGCGGGAAACUGUUUUGCGAAGAACACACAAUGUACCAAAUGAAACUCUCACGGGCAGCGCACCAUGAACCAGUGCGAGGAAUAUGGGCUCGAGUAUGCGAAACCUGCUACAAGUCAAGGGAGGGGUACAAUGAUAAUAAUGGAAUCACGAGAAACCAGACGGAGGCAUUCAAGUCAAUAAGAAAACACACUGUUGAUAAGGAAUUUUUGGAGAUUUCCCGGCUCGAGAAACGAUUGACCCGUCUCACACAGAUGUUGGCUAAUCUGCCACCAGAUCAAAUACAUCCCAGUGCAACCAAGCUUUGGUCUCUUGCGUGGCAGAAUGAUCAACGUAAGGAAAUAGAGCAAACGAUUGUCAGCUGGCAAGAUGAUGCCAGUGUUUCACGAUGUCCGUUUUGCCAGCAAGACUUUUCGGGAUAUACGUUCCGCAGACACCACUGCAGAACUUGCGGACGAGUCGUCUGUGGGGAUCCUAGCACUGAGUGCUCUAGUGAGAUUCCGCUGAGCAUUUCUCCUGCCACAUCCGAGAAAACAAAUGGCGAUAACCUUGUCAAUAUUGAUGUGCGGCUAUGCAAGGAAUGUAAAGCGACACUAUUUGAUCGGCGCGAUUUUAAAGCAGAUAUGGCGCGAAAGCCACCAGAGAUGAGGGCCUAUGAAAACUUGAUCCAGUUUGAAAGAGGCAUCCGCCUUCAUCUCCCUAGAUUCCAAAAACUUUUGACAGCUUUACAGGAUCCAAGGCGACCUCCAUCAUCGGCCCAGAUCGCAGAUGCAUCUAAGGUGCGCAAACGACUCAUUGACUCUUUUGCGCAGUAUGAUAUUGCAGCUCGACGUAUCCGUGACAUGCCGACGCAGUCCCCCACACAACAAAAGCUGCAGAAGGCUAUAUAUCAACAAGCUAGCAAUUUCCUUCACCUCCAUAUGUUACCUUUGAAAUCUCUCCCCAAAAUUCUCAAGCAUACAACCCCUGCGUCAGAGAGAAUACCAAGCCGCACAAGCUCCCCGAGUACUCCAGUCAAUGGCUCUACAACAAAUCUCCGGCCAUCAGAGCCUGCCCUUGCGUCCAUCAAGUACAACAGUGUUGCCGCUAGCGGUAGCAAUACCAGCCUAGCCAGCGACACCAGCAGUGCCGUCUCAGCCCUGGAGGCAGAAGAAAAAUCCCUUCGAGACCGGCUGAUCGUGUUAGAAGAACAGAAGUUCUUUGUGUCCGAAAUGAUCGCUGAUGCCAAUCGGCGGCGCAAGUUCGAUGAAGUGAGCAGCCUAGCUAUGAACGUCGAGGACCUAAGUCAUGAGAUCGAUCGCGUCAAUGGCAUGCUUGCAGGUCUCGACUUCGAAGGUGUUUACACGGGGAAUUUGCAGCCAAGCACUUGA